This is a messenger RNA of Polyodon spathula (Mississippi paddlefish), 1329 nucleotides long. RefSeq names its product tetratricopeptide repeat protein 39A-like. The coding region runs from base 1 to 1329 and encodes 442 amino acids. The transcript is spliced from 11 exons. NCBI's taxonomy places the organism in Eukaryota, Metazoa, Chordata, Actinopteri, Acipenseriformes, Polyodontidae. The record is from RefSeq and is a predicted model, not a curated record.
AUGAUGAUGAUGAUAAAGAAUGCCCCGGUGUUUGAAAGGCAGCGGUUGCCGGGGGGGGGGGGGCUGGAAGAGCCGUUCCACUGUCCCGUCGCCCCCCCCCCGGAGCUGCCCCAGUGCCGGUGCCGUUCCUGGAGUUCCAGCACAGCUGCUGUUUGCGCAGCAGGUGGAUUUGAAAGAGGCAGCCCGGACAGGAGCGGCUGCUUAUCCCCAUUGGCUGGGGGGAGGUUUCCUAUUCCCAGCUUACCUGGGGGGUUUAUUAUAUAUAUAUAUAAAGAACCAGUAUCCUUUACACCGAGAUCGCGUUUGAGAAGCGAUGCUCGCCCCGGACAGUCGGCGGCCGGAGUCAGCGCCCCUGCAGACCUGGAGACAUGCUUGAAGGAGUGCAUGGAGGCUCUGGAUCACUUUCUCAACAACAAGUUUGAGGAGAGUCUGGAUAAACCGCGACCCCAGAUUAGUGACAGCAUGUAUCACACGCUCAUCUACGCGACCAUCCUGGAAAUGCGCGCCGUAAUGACCUUCGAGCACGAUGACAUCAUUAACGCCGGCCACACCAUGAAGGGGGCGCAGGCGGUGUGCCAGAGGUUUCGGAAGAUGUUGACGGUGGUUGGCAAGAUGUCCAAACCCACUGGAGAAGGUUUUACAGAAGACGAGCUCCAUGCUGAGACUUGCUAUGCAGAGUGUUUGCUUCAGAGAGCUGCCCUCACUUUCCUGCAGGAUGAAAGUAUGAUGAGUUUUCUCAAAGGAGGGAUGAAAGUGCGCAACAGCUACAUGAUUUACAAAGAGCUCCAUCCGCUCACCCAGGCUCGCGACUUCAGCAAAGGACCGAACCACAGCCACCUGGAAGGGGGGGUGUCGCUGGGGAUCGGCGCCUUCAACCUGACGCUGUCUCUUUUCCCUCCUCGGAUUUUGAAGCUGCUGGAGUUUGCAGGGUUUUCUGGGGAGAAGGAGUACGGUCUGGCUCAGCUUCACGAAGGAGCAUCCUCUCUGAACCUGUGCUCUGUGCUGUGUACCACGCUGCUGCUGAGUUACUACACCUUUCUCACCUUCAUCCUGGGGACCGGUGACGAUGACAUCUCUGAUGCAGAGUGCUUAAUCAAGCCAUACCAGAGCCGCUACCCCAAAGAGGCUGCUCUCUGGAGACGGACGCUGAAUGAGAAGCCGUGCAUGGAUUGUGCAGAGGUGAGAGUGAUCUGCGCACUCCACCACGCAGCUCAGAUUAGAAAGAGUCUGCAGAGAGAUGAAGGGCUGAAUCCAGCCUGCGUUCCUUCAGCAAGCCGUCGAGACGCGACCCUGCCAGCCUGCGCCUGCUCCUGCAGCAAGAGCUGCUGA